This is a messenger RNA of Lytechinus pictus (painted urchin), 3699 nucleotides long. RefSeq names its product adhesion G-protein coupled receptor G2-like. Lineage: Eukaryota; Metazoa; Echinodermata; Echinoidea; Temnopleuroida; Toxopneustidae. The coding region runs from base 1 to 1728 and encodes 575 amino acids. The transcript is spliced from 9 exons. Gene Ontology annotation, molecular function: G protein-coupled receptor activity. Gene Ontology annotation, cellular component: plasma membrane. Gene Ontology annotation, biological process: adenylate cyclase-activating G protein-coupled receptor signaling pathway; cell surface receptor signaling pathway. The record is from RefSeq and is a predicted model, not a curated record.
AUGGAUUGGUUACUGAACUUGCUGAAAAGUUAUGCUUCUAACGCGGUCCUGGAUGAGGAUGUGGAUGACGUGACCUUUGACACCAACAACCUCAGGUACAAAGUUCAAAAGGUUGACCCGAGCGUGUUUAGAGAAUUCGAGAGUACCACCUACACCGCUCACUUUGGCAAUGGCACUGAUGAGUCGAACGGUGUGUCUAUAUAUCUUCCGCAUUCGAUUAUCCCACCCGAUUCUUUCGCUGCCUCUCACGGACUGCGUAUGAGGUUCACGGCUCUGAAGAACAGCAAAAUUUUCAUCAACAACGAUACCGAACAGUACUCGGUAAUCGAUGCGGACAGUCAGUUUAUCAUAUCUGCUGAACUAACGAAGUAUCGGGUCAGUGAUCUCAACGUGCCCAUCGAAUACAGCGUGCCUACGCCGAAGGAUGGGAGGAAUUACACCUGUGUUUACUGGAAUACUGCUGAGAAACGCUGGUCGCGUCAUGGACUAAAGGAUGUUUCAUCUGAUGUUAAUAUCUCUUAUUGCUCAUCUAAUCAUCUUACCUACUUCGCGGUCAUUCUGGACACUGGUUAUUCUGAACCGAUCCCUGAGGAACAUCAUCUCCCUCUUCAGAUCAUCUCCCAUCUUGGAACUGCUUGUUCUGUCUUUGGUCUAGUCGCUACUAUCAUCACAUACUCUAUCUUCAAAAUCUUACGACGCACCUCGUCUGGAAAGAUACUCAUACAUCUCAGUACCUCCCUCCUCGCUCUUAACAUCACUUUCGUUAUUGAUACCGUCUCCAUGGUGACAGACUCCAGGGUGGGAUGCAAGGUCCUGGCCAUGUUGCUCCAGUAUUUCGUGCUAACGACCUUCCUCUGGAUGGCCAUGGAGGCAGUCAACAUGUACCGGACGUUGGUGCAGGUUUUCCAGAAGAAAAGCGCCACGCAUUUUGUCUUGAAGGGAGCGGUGAUAGCCUGGGGAUUACCCAUUGUUCCUAUAAUCAUCACCGCCACAUUGGAUAUCGAUCUUUAUCGGAAGCUCCCUCUCAACGAAAUAUGCAUGAUUUCCACAUCUAAUUCCUACCUGUACUACGGAGGAUACCUCGGUCCGUGCUGCGUGCUUCUCUUGGCAAACUUCAUCGUGUUUUCCAUGAUCCUCCGAACAGUAUGCGCGUCAAAGAAGGAUCUUCAUCAACGCAGCAAGCGCGUUCGUCGAACCCAGAUCGGCUGUGCCUUGAGCGUUACAUUCCUCCUGGGUAUCACCUGGGUUCUGGGAUUCUUCGCCAUCCAGAAUACAACCCUUGUCUUCACCUACCUGGUGUGUAUCAUCAAUCCGCUUCAGGGUUUUUUUAUAUUCCUGUUCCGGUGCGCCCUCUACCCCGAAGCCUUACGGUCUUGGACCAUCUUCUGCACAAAGCACACGACCAAUGUGGAGAAGCAACAGCGCAGUUCCUCGCAGGCAGUUGGCCGCAGGAACACCAUCAGCUCGGGGGACAAGGUGGGGAACGGCAAGAAGUACGGCAAUGACUCCGAGAAGCUUAUUAACGACAAGGGUAGAUCUACGUCUAGUUCGAAGAAGAAUUCACAGUCGGAGAGUGUCGUGACGAAGGGUACGGACAUGACGUCGGUUCAUUUCUUUGGCGGGUUGAAGCAUGAGAAUUUUGACAAUGUCAACUCAAACAACAGCAACCGAAGGAAGAUCACAGACAUACGAUUCAUCAAUAUCAAGGUUAAGGAUAGUACUAGCUAGAGCAGAGUUUGCUGUCUUGAUGUUCCGCCAACCUAUCAUUAAAACGGACUUGCUUUGAUUUGAAAUCGCCUUUCUUCUGUGUUUUAACUGUAUUUCUGUCCUUAAGAGAGUUGUUCAAAAGAAGGCAUAUGUUUUGGUAUCUUUGAAUUAUGUGUUCUGAAAAAGAAAUCAAUCUCUAUAAACGUAUCCCAGUUCGUUCAUUUCUACUACUCGCCUUUUUAAGAAAAUCAUUUCAAAUGUCAAAACUCAAGUUAAAACUCGGGGUAUUUGUAUCUACCUUUACUUAGGAAUCUACAACCAUUAAACUAUACUGAAUUUUAUUACUUUAGUUUGUUUAUAAUAGAGAAUUUGAUCCUUUUACACAGACAUUCGAAGAAGAUCAAACUAAGAUCGAGUCACUUAUUCCUUGCUAUUGUAAAUAUAGAUUUAUAUAUAUUACUGUUUGGUGAUGACAUGUAAAUAAUAUAAUGUUACUACUGUGUAAAUAUCACCGUACUAACGGCUUAUUAUAAACUCUUCGGUCACAGUCUGGUUGUGUUCUGACCAUCGUGGUCACGUCGAAGAAAUUAUCGACUAAUAAAUUCCAUGGUAUCUUUUAAUUUACCUUUUCAUUAGUUGAAAUUUCAAUCCGACACGGGUAUAGGUAAAGGGAAAUAUGGUACACUCUAAAUUCCAAUGAUUUAAAAUAAAUCCAGAUCGGUUGUGAAAUCGAAUUUUGAAUUUAUUUUAAUCUUGAGGAUUAACUUUUAAAUCUCAAAAGAUUUAAAUUCAAAUCUUGUAGAUUUACAUUUGAAUAAAAAAAGGUUUGAAUCUAAAUCUAAUAUUCGGCUGGUCACUACUCACAGCCGAUCUGGAUUUAUUUUAAAUCCUGGGAAUCUAGAGUGUAGCCUUUUGGCGCAGGAAGGGAAAAUGGAUUUUGGUAGUGAACUGCGUCCGAAGGCCCCUUGUGCAUGGAUCAAUCUUUGUCUGUGUUGAAUUAAAAUUUCAACUGAACGAAUUAACAAAACAAAAUAGGGAAUGGGGCUUGCACCCUAAGCCCCCCCCCCCUCUUUUCUUCCUAGCUCCGCCUCCGUCCGUGUGGAAUUGAAAUAUUAGGUAGUUUUCGCACAACGACGUAUCAAGAGGAAUCAAGAGCAGAGAAAAUGUAUUGUCAAAUGCCCUUCAAGAUAGAGAAAAAACAGAAGUUAUUGACGAAAAUUGGUGAAUCAAAACAGCAGUUUUAUAGUCCUUGACUCUGGACAAACGACAUAACUUGAAAUUUGUAGUCAGCUCCGUUUUAGAACGAAACUGCUGCCCUGGUUCACAAGUUUUCUACAAAGACGUACCUCACAACUGUUGAUUUUGACGGGUAUGUUCAAUACACUUGCUUUGUUCUCGAGUAGAAGAGUAUCUUAGUCGAACAAAUUUCCCAAAAUGUCACCAGAACGUGAUCGGACUUUUUAUGAUAAGCCUUCUGAUCACUGUAAAUUGUCUCGAAGCCACCUAAGAUUCACAUGCCUUGCCACACUGUACAGCUUUUUAUAUAAUCUUGAUGCAAUUCCUAAACUAUAUAUUUUUAUUUUGGCUAUAAAUGUUGUAGGCGAUGACGAAAUGUGUUGGUUGUCGUUUUUGUUGUUUCCUUUAAAAAGCACUUGCACUAUAUGUAAACACAGGUAUUAAUGAAAAGAAUAUAUGACACUUUGCUCCUUACUUUACGAAAUUGUGGUUUGGUUUGUUCUUUAUCAAAGCUUUUAUAUGAUAUGUAGCAGUUCGUCCAGAUAUUCGUAUAAAUUCAUGAUUUCAAAACAUCGAGCUCUGUCAAAAUGCAAUUAGUGAAAAUGGUGUAUGCUUUAGACUGGUAUGAUUAUUGUAUAUGUAUACUUUGUAAUGACUUUAAAUAAAAGUGACCAUCGUCGUAUAUUGUAUAUUGUGGAAAAAGGGAAAUAUUUCUAUUCUAUAUUAAUGACUCAAAUUAUAUUAAAGCAAAUUUUA